Diceros bicornis minor is the source of this 6522-nucleotide messenger RNA. It is a transcript of the gene DGKH, whose product is annotated as diacylglycerol kinase eta. Gene Ontology annotation, molecular function: ATP-dependent diacylglycerol kinase activity; protein binding. Gene Ontology annotation, biological process: lipid phosphorylation; diacylglycerol metabolic process; intracellular signal transduction. The coding region runs from base 86 to 3814 and encodes 1242 amino acids. Lineage: Eukaryota; Metazoa; Chordata; Mammalia; Perissodactyla; Rhinocerotidae. The record is from RefSeq and is a predicted model, not a curated record. The transcript has 31 exons.
CAUCCAGCAGCCCCGGCGGCGGCGGCGGCGGCGGCGGGGGCCCGGGUCCGCGCGCCUGGGCGGCCGGCGGGCGCGGGCCGGCGCGAUGGAGCCGCAGCACGUGCGCCCCGCGCCCGGCGUCCGCAGCCCGACCUGGGAGGAACCGGACGCGGAGAGGAUGGCCGGGGCCGGCGGCCAGCACCACCCUCCGGGCGCCGCGGGCGGAGCGGCCGCCGGGGCCGGAGCCGCAGUCACCUCCGCCGCUGCCUCGGCGGGGCCCGGAGAGGAUUCGUCCGACAGCGAAGCGGAGCAAGAGGGACCCCAGAAACUGAUCCGCAAAGUGUCCACCUCGGGGCAGAUCCGGACCAAGACCAGUAUUAAAGAGGGACAACUUUUGAAGCAAACCAGUUCUUUCCAGAGGUGGAAAAAGCGAUACUUCAAACUUCGAGGCCGUACGCUCUAUUAUGCAAAGGACUCAAAGUCUCUGAUAUUUGAUGAAGUUGACCUCUCAGAUGCCAGUGUAGCUGAAGCAAGCACAAAAAAUGCUAACAACAGCUUCACGAUCAUCACUCCAUUCAGAAGACUGAUGCUGUGCGCUGAGAACAGAAAGGAGAUGGAGGAUUGGAUCAGCUCACUGAAGUCUGUACAGACCAGAGAACCUUACGAGGUGGCGCAGUUUAAUGUGGAACAUUUCUCAGGGAUGCAUAACUGGUAUGCCUGCUCCCAUGCCCGACCCACUUUCUGUAACGUGUGCCGAGAGAGUCUUUCUGGAGUCACCUCCCAUGGCCUGUCCUGCGAAGUGUGUAAAUUCAAGGCUCACAAAAGGUGUGCGGUGAGGGCGACGAACAACUGCAAAUGGACGACGCUGGCCUCCAUCGGGAAGGACAUCAUAGAGGACGAAGACGGAGUGGCUAUGCCUCACCAGUGGCUGGAGGGUAACUUGCCUGUGAGCGCCAAAUGUGCCGUCUGUGACAAAACGUGCGGCAGUGUUCUCCGUCUUCAAGAUUGGAAAUGCCUUUGGUGUAAAACGAUGGUACAUACUGCCUGCAAAGAUUUAUACCACCCUAUAUGUCCACUUGGCCAAUGUAAAGUGUCUGUCAUACCUCCAAUUGCACUAAACAGCACUGAUUCUGAGGGUUUCUGUAGAGCAACAUUUUCAUUCUGUGUUAGUCCUCUGUUGGUUUUUGUCAAUUCUAAGAGUGGAGAUAAUCAGGGAGUAAAGUUCCUUCGACGAUUUAAACAGUUGCUAAAUCCGGCUCAGGUGUUUGAUUUAAUGAAUGGAGGGCCUCAUUUAGGUUUAAGAUUAUUCCAGAAGUUUGACAAUUUCCGGAUUCUUGUGUGUGGAGGAGAUGGAAGUGUAGGUUGGGUUUUGUCAGAAAUUGAUAAGCUCAACUUGAAUAAACAGUGUCAGCUGGGAGUAUUGCCUUUGGGUACAGGAAAUGACCUUGCCCGGGUUCUUGGCUGGGGAGGUUCAUACGAUGACGACACUCAACUUCCUCAGAUACUAGAGAAGCUGGAACGAGCCAGUACCAAAAUGUUGGACAGGUGGAGUAUAAUGACCUACGAACUCAAAUUGCCACCAAAGGCUUCUCUACUUCCAGAACCUGCGGAAGCAUCUGAAGAAUUUUAUAUGACAAUUUAUGAAGACUCAGUUGCAACUCAUCUUACUAAAAUCCUCAAUUCUGAUGAACAUGCAGUGGUCAUAUCAUCUGCCAAGAUACUAUGUGAAACUGUAAAGGACUUCGUUGCCAAAGUAGAGAAGGCACAUGAAAAAACGUUGGAAAAUGCUGUGGUAGCCGAUGCCGUGGCCAAUAAAUGUUCAGUCCUAAAUGAGAAACUUGAACAGCUGCUCCAGGCUUUGCACACAGAUUCCCAGGCUGCUCCCGUUCUCCCAGGCGUCAGCCCUCUCAUCGUAGAAGAAGAUACUGUGGAAUCUUCCAGUGAAGAAUCCUUGUGUGAAAGCAAGGAACAACUUUUGGAUGACACUACAAAACCUUCCUCACAAAAAGUUGUCAAACCAAAGGAAAUAAUGUUGCGGGCGAACAGUUUAAAGAAAGCAGUGAGGCAAGUCAUUGAAGAAGCCGGAAAAGUUAUGGAUGACCAGACAGUUCACCCCUGUGAACCAGUUAAUCAGUCAUCUGAUUACGAUAGUACAGAAACGGAUGAAUCUAAAGAAGAAUCUAAAAAUGAUGGUGCAAAAGAGUCAUUAACUGUUAAAACCACACCUCAGUCUCCAGAUGGCCGGGCAAGUCGUUCCCAAACUGACUCUGGCCCUGGUCCAGCUGUGGCAGCCAGCAAAGAAAACCUCCCUGUGCUCAAUACCAGAAUAAUCUGCCCAGGUUUAAGAGCAGGACUAGCUGCCUCAAUUGCUGGGAGUUCUAUUAUCAACAAAAUGUUACUGGCAAAUAUUGAUCCUUUUGGUGCAACGCCAUUUAUUGACCCAGAUCCAGAUUCAGUAGAUGGAUAUUCAGAAAAAUGUGUCAUGAACAAUUACUUUGGGAUUGGAUUAGAUGCAAAAAUUUCAUUAGAAUUUAAUAAUAAGAGAGAAGAGCACCCUGAAAAAUGCAGGAGCCGAACUAAAAACUUGAUGUGGUAUGGAGUCCUUGGAACACGGGAGUUAUUACAGAGAUCGUACAAGAAUUUAGAACAGAGGGUUCAACUUGAAUGUGAUGGGCAGUAUAUUCCUCUCCCCAGCCUGCAAGGAAUAGCAGUGCUGAACAUUCCCAGCUAUGCCGGAGGCACUAACUUUUGGGGUGGAACUAAAGAGGAUGAUAUAUUUGCUGCACCAUCAUUUGAUGACAAGAUCCUGGAAGUCGUUGCAAUAUUUGACAGCAUGCAAAUGGCAGUUUCAAGGGUUAUUAAGCUACAGCAUCAUCGAAUAGCUCAGUGCCGUACAGUAAAAAUCACUAUAUUUGGUGAUGAGGGAGUCCCAGUGCAGGUGGAUGGCGAAGCAUGGGUUCAGCCUCCAGGGAUUAUCAAAAUUGUGCACAAAAACAGAGCUCAGAUGCUAACGAGGGACAGGGCUUUUGAAAGCACUCUGAAAUCUUGGGAAGAUAAACAGAAGUGUGAUUCUGGUAAACCAAUUCUUCGAACCCAUCUGUACAUCCAGCAUGCUGUUGACUUGGCAACAGAGGAGGUGUCGCAGAUGCAGCUCUGCUCCCAGGCUGCGGAGGAGCUCAUUACCAGGAUUUGUGACGCAGCCACAAUCCACUGUCUUUUGGAGCAAGAACUGGCCCACGCUGUGAAUGCAUGCUCCCACGCACUGAAUAAAGCCAACCCGCGGUUCCCAGAGAGUCUUACGAGAGACACUGCCACUGAAAUAGCCAUCAAUGUGAAGGCACUAUAUAAUGAAACAGAAUCUUUACUAGUUGGCAGGGUUCCUUUGCAUUUGGAAUCUCCACAUGAAGAGCGGGUAUCCAAUGCCUUACAUUCUGUGGAGGUGGAAUUACAGAAAUUAACAGAGAUUCCUUGGCUUUAUUAUAUCUUACACCCAAAUGAGGAUGAGGAGCCUCCUAUGGAUUGCACCAAGAGAAACAACAGAAGCACAGUAUUUCGUAUAGUGCCAAAAUUUAAAAAGGAAAAGGUUCAUAAGCAGAAGACAAGUUCACAGCCUGUUCAGAAAUGGGGCACAGAGGAAGUUGCUGCUUGGCUGGAUCUGCUCAAUUUGGGAGAGUACAAAGAAAUCUUCAUCCGUCAUGACAUCAGAGGGGCUGAACUUUUGCAUCUGGAAAGGCGAGAUCUUAAGGACCUGGGGAUACCGAAAGUGGGUCAUAUGAAGCGAAUUCUCCAGGGAAUUAAAGAGCUUGGAAGGAGUACUCCCCAGUCUGAGGUGUAAUAAUAUUGGUGCUAUUCCUUGGAAGGGAAGUAAUUGCUACUUAAUACGAAGGUCUUGGAAGCAAUUGGCUGUUCUUGUAGUUUUCUGCCUAGAUAAGUAGGCACCACUGAAGCACCUCUAUGGCUUGAUAUUUUGCUGUGGAUGAAAAUUUUGAUUUGAGAUAUUAGAAAAUAUUUUUGUGCCAAAAAAAUACGUUCCAUGAAGCCAUUUUCUUAUUGUGCAAACAGUGUGACAUAUUCAAAUAUGCUUUUAUUAGUAAAAAGGUAGGAAGAAUCUGAGACAGUGGCAUGGUCUAAAAGGUAGAAUUUCAAAAUGUUUACUUUCCUUAAACCUGGUCAGAUGGAAUGUUCUUACUGUGCAACCGCAUAACAGUAUGUGGCUAAAACUUCUUAGGUUUCAUUAUUGGAAGCAUUGGCUUCUUCCUUAAAAUCAUUGGUUAGGAGACUAAGAUGUAAAUUUAGUUAUGUUUUGAAUGUUGGAUUGGUAUCACCUCAGAUAUCUAGCACUCAGUGGUCAAAGAAUAUGGUUCAAACCCCUCAAAUACUAUGAAUGAAUGCAAAUCUUAAUGCACGAUGUUUCUGCCUGAAUUAUCUUUCUUUUUCUUGCAUGUCACAUCUAAUAUUAUAGCACUUAGCUUUACUGUCAGUUUUAAUGGAAUUUAAUUUAUUACUACCUAAGUACCUUUUUGUUGGCAAAAGGCACUUUUCUAUUCUUUGAUGUGGAAUUUUGCAUAAAUAUUCUGUAUCUAAGAAUUUGUGAACAUGUGUCUGUGCCAUAAUCAACAAAUGAUAUACAUCUUAUGCAAGCCAAUUUUGUGUCAGCCUAUCAUAAACAGUAGGUGUGCACAUUAAGAAAAUUCUCUGGAUAUUUUCAUGAAAUUACAUGUUCUGUUACCUAACAAAACUUAGUAUGGCUUUCCAAACUGAAAUUCCCACAAUUUAUUCCUAGUGCUCAUUUCAAUUUAAUAAUUAUUUAAUACUCUGUUUGCAUUUAUAAUGUAGUAGACUGUUGACUUCCAGGAAGUUCCCCAAGGUCUCAACCGGGAUAUCUGUACCGAUUGGUCACCCAGACUCACCCACCAGCUAAAGUAACUCCUGACACAAACUUCCCAACAGAAGAGAUUUAAAAUUUUUCUUAAGGGCUUUACAUCAUUAUUAUUAUUAUCUUACUUAAUUCUUAUAUCCUAUCAGGUAGAUAUUAUUUUUCUUUUUCUAAACCACUGUACUUCGGUGUAACUCAUUAGGAGUCAACAUUACAAUGAUCAAAUAUUUGAAAGCCAAAGGCAUACAUAUCAAAAAGUCACAAAAAUAUCCUUAAAUAAGCUUUCUUUAAACAUUAUAUACCAAAAAAAAAGUAGUUAUAAUAUUGAAGAAUCUUCUAUAUAAGAGAAAUAAACAGGGUACUGACCCAGUGGUGACAAUUUUCAUAAAGUAGCCUUCUAGGUAGGUGCUCAAUAGAAACACGUACACACACAUAUAUACAUAUACACAUAUAUGUGUACAUACACACAUAUACAUUUAUAUGUAUAGUCACACUUACAUACAUAUAGUCUUGAGAUAUACUCUCAUUGAUAUUUUCUAGACAAUUAUUUGCCAAAUGCUUAAAGAGAAAUAUCGAUGGGAAAGCAUUUAAAAUGAACUAUUGUAAGAUAUAUACUUUAAUUCUAUCGAAGGAGUUUAAAUAUUUGACACUUUAUUCUUAUUUAUAACUUGGUUAUUUAACUACUAGUAAAAUCACAAAAUUUGGAUAUAUUAAAAAUAAAUGAACCUGAUGGGUUCCUGACCAAGUGUGUUUGACUAUAUAGUUUACCUAAGUUGUGAAUAAAUGGAAGUUUUCCAAAGGGAAUUAUAUCAAGUGGCUUAAAAGAGUAAAAAGCUACUCACUUAAUAAUUUUAAUGGUACCCACACCUAUGAAAUCAAAGGUCUUCAUUUCCAGCUCCUUUUCUAGUCCCCACCUUGCAAGGUCUCCUGCUCUUCCAAGCGCUUUCCUGUGAAAUCAGAAUAGGAGGUGCCAGUUCGCAGAACUCUGCUGAGAUCGCAGAUCCCUGUCAGCUCUACUAAAAGAAGAAAGGCGGGGGGCAAGGAGGCGAGGAGUCUAGAGGAGAAUGAAUUAAUAUAAAAAUCCUCAUUGAUUUUCACUCCUCCAAAAUACCCCUUUGCCAAUAGAAAAGAUUCUCAAGCUAUUACAUGUGCAAAAUUUAAGAGUAAGAUGUAAAUGAUUGAGUUUUUUUGUUUGAUGUUGAUCUUUCACUCUUAGGUAACGUUGUCUUAUGUAUGCUGUAAAACCUCACUUAAUGGAAUCCUUAGUUAGCUGGAAUUUUCCUGCGAGUGGCUUUUGGAUGAGAGAAAUCCUUUAAAGUGACAAUUCUGGUAUCUUUUCUUGUUAAAUGAGAGCAAUUUUUCCUGUACACUUUGUCUAGCAUGGCUGUAUAGCGCCCAAAUGACUUCAUUCACAUCUGUUUGCCAGGACUGUGCCCUCAGAGCCUCCUUAGGGCCCUGUCAGCGUCACAGAGGAACCAGCUUCUUAGAGCAGGUGGGGUUACAGAAAAGGGAAGAGCUUCUCCAUGGGAUCUGAUCGCAGCUCUGCGGAGUGCAGGUAGGGCCUCUGUGCCUUGAGCACUCAAACUAAGCUGGGAAGCUCAAGCCUGCUCUUGAUAGCCAGCUGUAAUUGUCACCUUCCCUCCCCACUGGGCUCUCCCACAGCUUGA